Messenger RNA from Eupeodes corollae, 975 nucleotides. RefSeq names its product tubulin polymerization-promoting protein homolog (gene ringer). The record is from RefSeq and is a predicted model, not a curated record. Gene Ontology annotation, cellular component: microtubule. Gene Ontology annotation, molecular function: tubulin binding. The transcript is spliced from 3 exons. Gene Ontology annotation, biological process: microtubule polymerization; positive regulation of protein polymerization; microtubule bundle formation. Bases 223 to 786 code for a protein of 187 amino acids. NCBI's taxonomy places the organism in Eukaryota, Metazoa, Arthropoda, Insecta, Diptera, Syrphidae.
UCGUUGAGAAACAAAAAUCGCCACUAUUCGUAAAUUGUGUCUGAACAAAUUUUUUUCGCUUCUCAGUUGGAUUCCGUCAACUGUUUAGUUCGUUUUGGUCCAGUGGUUCUAGUGCUUUUGUACUUCGAAAUAAGAAAAUAAAAAUAGAUACAUUUUUGAUUUGGAUACAUUAAAACAACGUUUGGAUAAAUCUCCUUGAAUCUACAAAACUAAAGAUCAAUUAUGGCCGAAAAUACUGAAAGCAACGGCUCACCAAAGCCUCCAGUUGAAGAAGUUGCCCAAUUGGCAAUCGAAGAUCCAAAACCUGCAGCUUCCCUUCGAGAUAGUUUUAAGGCUUUUUCAAAGUUUGGUGAUACCAAAUCCGAUGGCAAAUCAAUAACACUUUCACAAUCUGACAAAUGGAUGAAACAAGCUAAAGUUAUCGAUAAAAAAAUUACCACAACCGAUACUGGUAUUCAUUUCAAGAAAUUCAAAGCAAUGAAAAUCUCCUACGAUGACUACAACAAAUUCCUGGAUGAUUUAGCUAAAGCCAAGAAAGUCGAUCUAGAUGAAAUCAAAAAGAAACUAGCUGAGUGUGGUGCACCUGGUGUUUCACAAGUUUCUGCUGGAAAAGCAGCUGCCACAGUUGGACGUUUAACUGACACCUCAAAGUAUACCGGCUCUCAUAAGGAACGCUUCGACGAUUCAGGCAAAGGCAAAGGUAUUGCUGGACGCAAGAAUCUGGUGGAUGAUUCGGGAUAUGUAUCUGGAUAUCAACACAAGGACACGUACGAUAAAAGCCAUUAAAAAAACACAGCUUUUUUCUUGUUAUUAAAUUGUUUUUAUUUGCUUAAUUAAGAGGAGGUAUUUUCGUCACCCUUUACACUCUUUUCCUUAAAAAAAAACAACAACCAAACAAUCUUAUCACCAACUACUUAUGUAAAAUAAUAUUUAAUUUAUAUAUAGAAAUAUAUUUGUGAUAUUAAUUUUCUUAAA